This is a messenger RNA of Mastomys coucha (southern multimammate mouse), 1767 nucleotides long. It is a transcript of the gene Nqo2, whose product is annotated as N-ribosyldihydronicotinamide:quinone reductase 2. Gene Ontology annotation, cellular component: cytosol. Gene Ontology annotation, molecular function: NAD(P)H dehydrogenase (quinone) activity. Lineage: Eukaryota; Metazoa; Chordata; Mammalia; Rodentia; Muridae. The transcript has 6 exons. Bases 23 to 1006 code for a protein of 327 amino acids. The record is from RefSeq and is a predicted model, not a curated record.
GGAGCUCCUCUAUAGCUCCUGCAUGGAAAGUUCAAGUCCUCCAAAAAACACAGGAAAGCAUUGGUGUGACAUUGUAUGUGGUUUUUACCAGGAAGCCCCCUUCUCCAGAGUGGUUUCCUCACCCUCUGAAAAGCUGUUGUUCAGAUGUGUUUGUGAAGCAGCCACUCUGAGGCCUACACUUAGUAUCCUGACCUCAGCUCUAUCUUCCAUUUUCCCUUUAUUUCUUCCAGAGUGUUACAAUAACCAAGGAGAGUGGCAGUACCUGAAACUUUUGGCUAUUAUCCAAAUCAGAGAAUCCAUCUCCUCUAACAUGGCAGGUAAGAAAGUGCUCAUCAUCUAUGCACACCAAGAACCCAAAUCCUUCAAUGGGUCCCUGAAGAACGUGGCUGUGGAAGAACUGAGCAAGCAGGGAUGCACAGUCACUGUGUCUGAUUUGUAUACAAUGAACUUUGAGCCAAGGGCCACAAGAAACGAUAUCACUGGUGCCCUCUCUAAUCCUGAAGUCUUCAGAUAUGGGAUAGAAACCUAUGAAGCCUACAAGAAGAAAGAUCUGACCAGUGACAUACUUGAAGAGCAGAAAAAGGUGAAAGAAGCCGAUCUAGUGAUAUUUCAGUUUCCACUAUACUGGUUCAGUGUUCCAGCAAUCCUAAAAGGUUGGAUGGAUAGGGUGCUGUGCCAAGGGUUUGCCUUCGACAUCCCAGGCUUUUAUGACUCUGGUUUACUCAAGGGUAAAUUAGCCCUGCUUUCCUUAACCACGGGAGGUACAGCGGAGAUGUACACAAAAGCUGGGGUCAAUGGAGAUUUCCGGUACUUCCUGUGGCCAAUUCAGCAUGGUACAUUGCACUUCUGUGGAUUUAAAGUCCUUGCCCCGCAGAUCAGUUUUGGUCUUGAUGUUUCAUCAGAAGAAGAAAGAAAAGUGAUGCUGGCAUCAUGGGCCCAGCGGCUGAAGAGCAUCUGGAAGGAAGAGCCCAUCCACUGUACAUCCCCUUGGUACUUCCAAAAGUAACAUUUUAUGCUCUGAGUACAGCUGGCAAGCAACACAGUGAGAGACCUAAAGCAUGUGCAAAGAGAAGGUGGUGCUGUAUCCUGAGAUGUAUUUAACAGUGCCCACCAAUGAUUGUCUUUAGUUUCAUACAUUUCAUACAACUAGAUCAGAUAUUUCAAAAAUCAGCUUGUUGCACUGUAUUAGUUCUGCCUGGUCAUUCACUCAUUUUUCAGUUCUUUAAUGUUUCUCUAUAAUUUCUCUUGCUACUUUGUAGCAAACCUUUGUAGUACAGUUUUCUGAAAGUUUCACUCAGUUUCCUGCUAGAAUUGUUAUCUUCAAAUGACUUCUAUCUGUAGUUUCUUUAUAUUCCUUUCCUCCUCUUCAAUAGCAUCUUCAGACCCUUAUUCACUUAUUAAAAUGUUUAGUGCAUGCAUGCACACACAUGCCACUGUGUGUGUGUGUGUGUGCGCAUGUGUGUGUGUGUGUGUGUGUGUAAUUGUGGUGAUUUGAAUGAGAUGGCCCCAUAGGCUUAUGUGUUUGACUAUUUGGUCCCCAGUUGGUAGAACUGUUUGAGAGAGGAUAGGAAGUGUGGCUUCGUUGGAUACAGUGUCAUCAGUGGCAGGUUUUGUGGUUUCAAAAGACUAGUGUCAUCCCCAGUGCGCCUCUUUGCCUCCUGCAUUUGGAUGAAGAUGUGAACUCUCAGCUGUUCCUACCCUUGCUCUGCCAUCAUGGACUCUAACUCUCUAAAACUAUAAGCCCAAUUAAAUGCUUUCUUUUAUUAG